Molecule: messenger RNA, 1170 nt
Organism: Trichomonas vaginalis G3
Lineage: Eukaryota; Parabasalia; Trichomonadida; Trichomonadidae
Product: nucleoside diphosphate kinase family
Exons: 1
Coding region: 1-1170 (389 amino acids)
Biological process (GO): GTP biosynthetic process; UTP biosynthetic process; CTP biosynthetic process
Cellular component (GO): centrosome
Molecular function (GO): nucleoside diphosphate kinase activity
Source: RefSeq, a predicted model, not a curated record
AUGGAGAUUGGACAGUUACGCGAUCUUAUCGAACGUAUUCCAAACCAAGGCUGCAACAUCUCACAGAUUGAGGCACACAGAAUCGAGUGCUCUCUUAGAAUGUUGCAAAAUUCAACAAAAUCCGAGGCUAUGUAUUUCUUGGGCAAGAUUCUUGCAAUCAACAAAGAUUAUUACAUUGCAUUUUCAACAGAUUACAAUUACUACUACCCAACAAACUUCUAUUGCUCACAGGAUGCUACAUCCUGGAACACUUUACCACGUGUUGAAGAUGCUCUCCUUCAGGAGGCAAUCCAGAUUACAUUGCCAUUAACAGGAAAGCUUAUCAACGAAUUCACAACAAAAUCAGGACGUCACGUCAGCGAAGAGCAGAGACUUUCUUCAAUCGUUUUUGAUCUUCUCGAGCACUGCAUUCUUUUCCCAAGAGGCUAUCUUUGCGAGACAUCUCUAGAAUACGUCCUCUUGAACCCAAUGUGGUCCGGAAUUCCAAUCAAAGAUUGCAGCGAUCUCUCCAACUUCAGACACUGGACACCACGUGCAAAGCCACUCACACCACUCGAAAAGGCUUUCUCAAACCCAGCUUUAGAUUUUACAGAACCACUUGAAGAUCUCAAGGGAUGGCGUAUUGUCGAAACAAACGAUACAAAUGAAGUUCAACUUCGUUCAAUUGUCUUGCCAGGCUUCAUCUUCUCACUUUGCGAUACUGAAUUUGCCAACUGCUACUUUGGAAACGGUAUUUACGAAGGAAAUCUCUUCAAAGAGCCAGAUCAGCAUACAUACGCUAUGAUCAAACCAGGUUACGAAGAGUACUGGGGCAAGGUUAUCGACAGAAUUAUUCAGGAAGGACUUGAAAUUGUCCAAAUGAAAUCCUUCAAGAUGGAUAUGGAUUUCACUUCCAAAUUCUAUGCAGAGCACGUCGGAAAAGAUUUCUUCCCAACACUCUCAGGCUACAUGACAUCUGAUACUGUUGUCGGAAUUGAACUUUCUGGACCAAACGCUAUCGCUAAAUGGCGUGAAAUUAUUGGCCCAACAAAGAAAGAAGUCGCCGUCGAACAGGCACCAAACUCACUCCGCGCACUUUACGCUCGUUCAACAACAGAGAACCUCUGCCAUGGUUCAGAUUCACCAGAAUCAGCUGCUAGAGAACUUGGCCUCGUUUUCGGUUCUCAAUAA